Daldinia loculata is the source of this 2574-nucleotide messenger RNA. RefSeq names its product ferric reductase like transmembrane component-domain-containing protein. Gene Ontology annotation, cellular component: plasma membrane. The transcript is spliced from 3 exons. Gene Ontology annotation, molecular function: ferric-chelate reductase activity. The record is from RefSeq and is a predicted model, not a curated record. Gene Ontology annotation, biological process: iron ion transport; intracellular iron ion homeostasis; copper ion import. The coding region runs from base 319 to 1992 and encodes 557 amino acids. NCBI's taxonomy places the organism in Eukaryota, Fungi, Ascomycota, Sordariomycetes, Xylariales, Hypoxylaceae.
CAGGUGCACGGCUUGUGGCUGAUCACGCAACCUUCGCGGCGCCUCUUUUCUUUUAUCUUACACAGCUGACAUAUCGCAAUCGGGCGAAACCUUUCUCAACCUAAUUAUUAAUACCCCAAGGAUCUGGAUUUAUAUCUUAUAUAUAUCGCAGAGGUCCUAACUCUACUGAAUUUCUAAGAUUAGUUUUGCGUAUUUCGAAUUACUUAAAUUCUUGGGAAGAAUCUGCGUACCUAUUAAGCAAAAGCAGACCGCGACGGGGGAAGAAAUAUUAUCUUCUUGGUGAAAUCCGAGGUCGACCCCGGCGACUCCCAGAUAAAAAUGAGCUGGCCAUACCAAAUAUUCGCGCUGGAAGAUGCUCAAAAGCACGCUCGACGCCAAUCGCUUGACCGCCAUGCGGCUUACGCGCAGCUCUCGGCGCUGAUUCCCAUAGGCCUCAUCUUUCUCUACCGGCUAGGAGUAUUUCUGGUGAGACGGGUGUCACCUUAUCAGCCCGUGGCUUACUCAGCCGUUCCGAGCUCUCCGGGACUCAAGCACGAGAGACAGAGUCCUGCCGGAUAUUGGAGUAUCACGGCGAGGCGUGUCGCAUGGUGGCUUGGCGACGAUGUUGUCAUCCUAGGGCUGAACUUGGGACAAAGGGACCAAAUAGUUUUCGGCUCUUUAUGGUCUAUGUGGCUUGUCUUCUUGUGUUUCGAUGGCACUGGAAAUGAUUAUCUUCACCUUGCAAAGCGGUUUGGGAUAGUUGCCCUAUCUCAACUUCCGCUGCAAUAUUUAUUAAUAUUGAAGAACAUCAACCCCAUCGCCUUCGCGUUUGGGUCUUCUCAUGAGCAACUCAAUCGGUGGCAUCGUGUCCUCGGUUGGAUCAUCUACUCCCUGCUCCUUGUCCAUGCAGGUUUAUACUUAAACUUCUAUAUUCAAGAAGGCAUUCUCUCUGAAAGAAUUGUCCGUCCUGUUCCAGCUCUUGGGCUUGGUUCAAUCAUUGGUAUGAGCUUGCUGGGCGCCACGGCCCUUAAAACUAUCCGUACUUAUUCGUACCGUGUCUUUUUCAUUACGCACCUUACGGUAGCGAUGGCACUCCCACCGGCCAUCUUCUUCCAUUCCCAUCACGGGGGCCGGCAGUAUUUAGUUGAGGCAUUACUCGUUUUUUUCAUCGAUCUCAUCAAGCGCAAGAUUGAUACCGUCACCAUGCCAUCGACUCUAGAGCUUAUUCCUGACACGAACUUAAUCAAGAUAGUAGCCAGCCUUCCCUUGUCAAAACUCGAUCGCUUCCGCAAGUACGCCGGAAUGCAUGUAUAUUUGACUAUUCCUUUUGGUUCCCGCCGCAGCUCGCACCUUCUAUUUGAGUUUGCCUAUAACCCAUUCACUAUCGCGUCGGUAGAUGAAAAAUCAGGAGAACUGACUUUAGUUGCGCGACGCCAGAGAGGACCUAUGACUGGAGCCUUGGCCCAGUUUGCAGAAGAUGAGUUAACUGAUGCUAAAGUAUCGUUAUGCAUGGAAGGCCCUUACGGGUGCGCGACAUGGUUUCCAAACCUGGCUGGCCCGGAGUUUGAUCGGAUCCUUUUAGUUGCUGGCGGCAUUGGUUCUACAUUCAUUUUACCUAUAUCCAGAUAUAUUCUAAAUGAAAAUCCAACAGCCCGGGUACAGGUGGUCUGGGCAGUACGCGGGGCCGCUGAUUCGUCGUGGCCUUUAGACAACGCGGAAAAUGCCCUCGAUGACAACGUACAGCUAUUCUUAACUGAGGACGUUCCGCGCGAACUUACUUUACGUGAAGCAGUCGAGUUGGAUAGUAAUUCAUAUCUUAAUCCCAGGCAGGUUCAUAAACGGCCCGACCUACAGCAAAUCGUCGACGACUUUUUCCGCCAGGGGCUUGAAGAGAGAGUCGCCGUGUUGGUUUGCGGACCGGAGGCAAUGGCUCGUGAGUUGAGAUCACACGUUGGAGUUUGGGUUAAGAAAGGUCGGAACGUUUGGUGGCAUAACGAAGGGUUUACAUGGUAGUUGUUUUAAAAGAUGGGGGAUACGAUGAGACUUUAGGUUGUCUUAGAUGGUGUUCUUGGCAUCUUGGCGGAAGCGAUUUAACACCUCUAUUUCUUGGUCUGCCAACCCAGUGAUCACCGAUUCAUGCAUGCAAGUUAACCCUCCAAACAAUGUUUCUUACACAUGUAAUUAUCACAUGCACUUCUCAACCUUGUGGAAAAUCCAUGUCUUGUUUUCUACUUGGGACUGAAAUGGCUUGGCGGCUUCCUCUUAUGGGAGCAUUUAAGUUCACUCAGGGACAUGGGUGCUUAAUUUUGGCUUGAGGAAUCCUGCGACGGGGGACUAGGUUGUAAAUAAUCGUUGUGUUCGGACGGCAUACUUUUUCUAUCCAAGGAAGUACUGUCUCUGAAGGUGAGAGGAAAUGGAAAGUUUCGGCCACGCCUGUUUCAUUUAGAUAAGCGUUAUAGAAAUGGAUUACCUCAUUGCAGAAUUGUCGAAGCUUGUGAGAGCUUCAUUUCCUUGGCAUCUUUACUGGCGCGACAAUCUCAGCUGGUCAAUCUGUCAUUCGACAACUUUUAAAAGUUUAUAUAAUAUAUUGGUGGC